Messenger RNA from Pelmatolapia mariae (spotted tilapia), 4708 nucleotides. It is a transcript of the gene zc3h18, whose product is annotated as zinc finger CCCH-type containing 18. NCBI's taxonomy places the organism in Eukaryota, Metazoa, Chordata, Actinopteri, Cichliformes, Cichlidae. Gene Ontology annotation, molecular function: RNA binding; metal ion binding. Gene Ontology annotation, cellular component: precatalytic spliceosome. The coding region runs from base 486 to 3914 and encodes 1142 amino acids. The transcript has 20 exons. The record is from RefSeq and is a predicted model, not a curated record.
GUAAUGGCCGCUCUCGCUGGGCCGUGCAGGGUGUUUUAUUUUCAUCGCUACAGCGGCUAAAAAUAAAACCGUCUAAUAUUUAUUGCAGACUGUAAAAAGUUAUAUCCGCGAGAGAGUGCAGCUGAAAAGGGAGAGGCGUGGUCUUUAUAGAGCUUCGUGUCGGCAAGGUGAUUAAAAAUGUGUUGUUAGCUCCUAGCACAGUGUACUUGCUCUUUUAGCUUAGCUUCAGGGGAGGCUACAUUGUUAACCGUAAGACGGCCAAGUGUACUGGUGCGAACGCUUCGUACUAAACCGGUAGUGUCCACUUAUUUGUACGGUUAAGCCAAGCGUUUAUAAUCGCUGAAGAAAACUAUCCAUAGGUUGGGGACACUUUACCCGUUAUUAGCUUUGUCUUCGCGCCGCCAAGUUAUGGGCCUUGUUGCGAACUAGCGCGACCCAGCCAUUAUUGCUUUUUUUGUUUUUGUUUUGCACCAGAGUGGAUUCACAUGGAUACUCCUGAAAGCCCUACCCAGUCCCCUCAGUCUCCUGAGGAGGAGGAGAAGGGUCUUUCUGACAGUGAGUUGCUGGAGUCUCCUAAUGAAGAGGAGGACAGGGUCAUUUCAGACAGCGAGAUCCUUAAUGAAGAAGGGGACAUAGAAGUGAUGGAAAGCCAUGGAAAACAUGUGGAAUUAGAGGAAGAGGAGGAUGAGGUGGUGCCUGACUUUGUGUCGGAGCCAGAGGAUGAGGAACCUUUUGGAGAAAUGGGAGAGUUGGGACAGGAUGAUGAGAGCAUUGUGCUUAUGGAGGGGAAUGAAGACAGUCCUCAGGUGGCGGAGGAGAGGGAAAGAAAGGAGGAUGAGGAGAGAGUUGUUGGCACUCCAUUAUCCCCAGACUCUGAGCCAGAACAUGUCAAGAGCCUUAGUGCUGGAAAAGAUGGAGAAGACUGGAAGGAAGGAUAUGAUGACUACAUAAAAGCUGCCUCUGCAGAAUGUGAGGUAGCUGAAGUGGAUGAUCAAGAGGAGGAUUACAAAAACAAAGAUGAAGAGGAUGGAAGAAUAAGAGAUGAAGAGACAAGGAGAGCUGCUGCGCUAAGGGAAGUGAAGGAUGACUCUGUGUCAGUUUCCCGGGAACUGGACGAACAUGAGCUUGAUUAUGAUGAGGAGGUCCCAGAGGAGCCUGGCAUCCCUACACACGAGGAGGAAGAUGAGGAAGACACAAAAGUAGAGGGAGAUGAAGAUGAGGAGGAAAGCGAGGACAAAAGCAGUAAAAAGGAGAAAAAAUCAAUCCUUCCACCAUCUCCUAAACACAGUGAAUCCAGGAGGACAGAUGGGUCGAAAGGGCCGGAGAGGAUACGACAGGAAUCCUUCAGAGACAAGAAAAAGGAUGAGGAUGAUGGAGAAAUUGAUGAAGGAGAGAUUGAUGAUGAUGAUCUGGAGGAGGGGGAGGUCAAAGAUCCUUCAGACAGGAAGAUCCGACCACGUCCCAUCUGCAGGUUUUUCAUUAAAGGAAAUUGUACCUGGGGAAUGAAUUGUCGCUUUAUCCACCCUGGAGUCAAUGACAAAGGAAACUAUUCCCUCAUCAGUAAGCCAGACCUCUUCUCACCUAAUGGGGCACCUCCUGGAGGACCACACCCACUCAUACCCAAUAAUCCUUGGGCUGCUCCUGCUGUGGAGGAACUGCCUCCACCACCACCUCCAGUGGAACCUCCUGUGGAGAGUGCCUGGGAGAGAGGACUGCGCCAUGCUAAAGAGGUGCUGAAGAAGGCCACCAUUCGUAAGGAGCAGGAGCCUGACUUUGAGGAGAAACGGUUUAAUGUGACGAUUGGAGAGGAUGAGAGAGAGUUUGACAAAGAAAAUGAUUUCUUCAGAGAACGCAGCUACCGUGUUAUCAGAGAUGAAAUGGACUUCAGAGAUCCCAUAUAUGGAGAUCCAUAUGCUGACCCAUACUAUGACUAUGAAAUGGAAGCGCUGUGGCGAGGUGGUCAAUAUGAAAAUUUUAGAGUGCAGUACACUGAAGCUCCUCUUCCUUAUCACUACAGUGAGCGUGAACGCGAUCGCGACCCUCGGGAGCGGCACCGUGAUCGAGAGAGGGAGCGAGACCAUCGCGAGAGGGAGAGGCGCCAGCGAGAAAGGGAACGGGAGAGAGAAAGGGAGCGCGAGAAAGAGAGGAUGCGGCGGAAAGAAGAAUGGGAACGGGAUCGGAUGAAGCGAGAUGAGAAGGAAAGGCCAAGGAUGCGUCCUCCUCGAGACACCAGGGAGAAGAAAGAUGAGGACAAACUGAAACCACGCUCUCCAAUCAGCCUUCCUCCAAACAGGCCGAUUGAGCCCCCAUCAAAGAAGGAGGUUGUUCCAAUCAUGAGACGACCAGAUGAGUGGAAGGACCCAUGGCGACGGUCCAAAUCCCCCAGGAGACGUCCGGCACCGGGCUCGCCCCCACGGGGCCGCCGGCGUCAUCGACCAUCAGGCUCUUCGAUCUCUGUGUCCAACUCCUCCAGGUCCUCGUCCCGCUCUUCAUCAUACACAGGCUCUGGAUCGUCCCGUUCCCGCAGCCGUUCCUCCUCAUUCAGCUCCUACUCCAGCCACUCGUCCCAACGCAGCUCCUUCAGCGGCAGCCGCUCUAGGUCUCAGUCUUUCUCCACAUCUCCCUCACCAAGUCCAGCAGCACUGAGGAACGCUAAGAACAAAGCAGACCUUCAGCCUGUUGUAGCCAAAGGCAUGCCACUGAAGCAGGAUGCCAUGCCCCCUCCUCGCAGGGACAGGCCUCCCAUGAAAAAAGCUUCCAGCCCUUCUACGCCUUCCGGACUGCAGUCCAGACCAUCCAAACCUUUGCCAGAUGGAGGCAAGCCUCCUAACAAUCCACGAGAUGCUGGUGGUGCAGGAGGUGCAGGAGCUGGUGGAGCAGUCAAACCCCUGCCACCAAGGGAACCUGGAAAACCUGUCAACUUGAGGGAAGGCAGGCGGAAGGAGCGACUGCAGCAUCCUCCUCGAAGGAGAACUAUGAGUGGGAGUAUUAGUGAAAGUGGUAGCAGUUAUACUGGUUCCAGCUCCAGAUCUAGAUCCUCAUCCAACACCAUCUCAAGGUCACACUCUGGAUCCAGGAAAUCCAGAAAAUCCAGAUCACUUAGUGUGAGCAGCGUGUCGUCUGUGUCAUCAGCGUCAUCCAGCAGCAGCUCUGUACGCAGUGCUGACUCAGAUGACAUGUAUGCUGACCUAGCCAGCCCAGUAUCCUCUGCCAGCUCACGCUCACCCACACCAAAUCACCCUCGCAAGGAGCGAGGGCCUCCACGCGAUCGGUCCCCACAUGGAAGAGACAAGAAUAGGGAAAGACCAUCGAAAAAGGAUGAACCCUUCAGAGAAGAUCGAAGAAAGAUCGACCAGUCUGGUCCCCCACCCAGAGAAGGAAAUCCCAUGCCCAGAGCAGGCCCUGGUAACAGGGGGGGGCACCCAGUACAUCCUCCACCUGGCACCAUGGGCCCCCCUGGAAACUAUGGCAGUUCAAGUUCCCACAGAGACAUCAAGCUCACCCUCCUUAACAAGCAGCAGGGAGACAAAGGCAACAGGAAGCGGUACCUGCCUGGAGACAAAGACAGGCCAGGUUCCCCCCUCAACAAAAGAAUGGCUAUGUCUCCAGACAAAGGCCGCGAUAAGAGGAUACCUGGCCGACUCCCACUUUCUCCUCGAAUAGAUCGACCCAGAGGGCGACCCAUGCCCCCACAGGGAGACAGAAAACGUCCUCUGUCUCCACCUCCCAAAUCAUCUGGGAAAAGCCCAGCAGCUCCAUCGGCCAAGCUGGUCGCACCGAGUCCAGCAUCUGGUGCCGGAUCGGGUUCUAGCAAACCCAGUAACACGCUGUCCCGGCGUGAGGAGCUUCUGAAACAGCUGAAGGCUGUGGAAGAUGCCAUCGCCCGUAAACGAGCAAAGAUUCCUGCCAAAUAAAUGGCAGCACAGCCCUAACCUGUUCAUCCACAUGCAAAGUCUGCCUGGGCAACCGUGAGGGUCACGGGGUGGACUGUUUUUUGUUUUGUUUUUUCUCAAAUCUCCAAUGGACAUGUAAAAAUGUUGUAUGGUUUGGUUACAAAGGCUGUUGUGUGAGUGAACAGGAAGUAAUUGCCACAAAAACCACCUUGGGCUUGAUGGGCUCUGCUUCAUUUUUCAAACAUUGAUCACUUCCAUGUUCCCGAGUUUGCUCCCGUUAAAAUCCUUUUAAUGUCUCAGCCACAUAUUACCUCACAAAUAGAAGAGGUCAUCUAGGCAUUUGGCAAGGAAAGGGACGUCUCAGGAAUGGAGUGCAAUAUGUUUAGACUUCAUAAUGCAGAGACAGGAUAGUAAAGGGGUACUGUGUUUACCUGCUGCUCACUUUGUUCCCUCACUAGAAUGGAAGCAUUUUCCUCAUGGUGUGAUGAAUAAUAGAUCUAUAAACACUGAGCCGUUUCUAUCUCUUUUACUGUCUUGUUCUUGCAUUUUUUUUUUCUCCUUUUUCCUGUAUGUGCAGUGGUGUGACUGUUGGCUCAGCUCUACAGGGUACCAACAGCCCACAGGACCUCAGAGCGCUUCUUUGUACAAAUCUCCAAGUUCACAAGCAUCCAUACUCGGCCCAGCUCCCUCUUUAACCAAUGCCUCGCCUCCUUACUGUGUUUUAGGAUAGUGGUCGUUUUCACAGCUCAGAACCUUUCAAGCAUAUCAUUAUAAACCACAUUGAUGUGAAGUAUUGCUUUUUAAAAAAUUCCAAC